This is a messenger RNA of Solanum verrucosum, 2340 nucleotides long. RefSeq names its product receptor-like protein kinase FERONIA. The record is from RefSeq and is a predicted model, not a curated record. Lineage: Eukaryota; Viridiplantae; Streptophyta; Magnoliopsida; Solanales; Solanaceae. Gene Ontology annotation, molecular function: protein kinase activity; ATP binding. Bases 1 to 2340 code for a protein of 779 amino acids. The transcript is spliced from 4 exons. Gene Ontology annotation, biological process: protein phosphorylation.
AUGUUAGCCAUUGCUCUAAUUUCCUUUCUCUUCUCACGACUCAUAACGGCCACUAUUUCUACCACGCCGCCACUGUAUAACGCCACUGUCUUUGUCUUGCUUAACUGUGGCGCACAAUCAGCCACCACCGAUGAAACUGACCGUCGAUGGGAUACUGAUAUUCACUUUCCAAAUUUCUUACCUCCCAACUUUUCAAGUAUAUCCACAACAGCCACAGCUUCUGAACAAGAUCCUUCGGUCAAUAGAGUUCCUUAUACGACUGGUGCUCGUAUUAUGAGAUCUCAAUUCACCUACACUUUCCGUGUUACCCCUGGCACAAUAUUCCUCCGUCUCUAUUUCUACCCUGCCAAUUACUCCGGCUUCAACAAAGAUGAAUCUUUUUUCUCCGUCACAGCUAAUCAUUUAACCCUCUUGAGUAACUUCAGUGCUUUCCUCACAGUCUCCGCAAGUAGUAGUAAACAAGUUCAAAAAGAAUAUGUCAUCAAUGUUGAUGAAACUCAGAUACUCAAAUUAACCUUUUCUCCUUCACCAAACUCUUAUGCUUUUGUUAAUGGGAUUGAGAUACUUUCUAUGCCAACUGAUCUUUACAUCCAUGGAGACGUAACAUUGUCUGGGCAUACUAAUCCAUAUAACAUCAAUAACAGCACUGCUCUUGAAACUUUGUACAGGCUGAACGUGGGAGGCAAUUUAGUUGGUAGCACAGAGGAUACAGGGAUGUAUCGUGUAUGGGAUUCAGAUGAUGCAUUUGUUGUUGGAUAUGGCUAUCAAACUCCUCAUUUUGAUGUCAACAUCACUUACACUUCUGAAACCCCGACUUAUUCUGCGCCAACCAUAGUUUACACAACCUCUAGGAUUAUGGCCAAUUACAGCCCGGGACUGGAUUGGGAAUUUCCUCUAAACUCUGGCUUCUAUUAUCUUUUCAGGCUCCAUUUUUGUGAGAUUCAGCCGGAAGUUCAAAAAAUAAACGAUAGAAGUUUUUCCAUUUCUAUCGGAAACCAAAAAGCCGAGCGAGAGGCUGAUGUAAUACAAUGGAGUGGAGGCUGGAGAAUCCCUGUGUACAAAGACUAUGUGGUUCAUGUUAGAAAGCAAGAUGGUGAGCAAAACGUGACGCUUGAUUUGAGUCCUAACCCAUAUUCUGCGCAUCAAAAUGCUAUCUUAAAUGGCUUAGAAAUUUUCAAGUUGAACGACUCAAAUGGAAACCUCUCCGUGCCGAAUCCUGAAUUGUUCGCUGCUGAACCUAGGAAAGAGAUAAAAAUCGCAACGUGCAAUUUUGAUGAAAAUUUUCUGAUUGGUUAUGGAGGUUUCGGUAAUGUGUACAAAGGGUACAUAGACAACGGUGAAACCAUAGUUGCAGUCAAGAGAUUGAAUCCUUCAUCAAAGCAAGGAGUCCGUGAGUUCGAAACAGAGAUUCACAUGUUGUCAAAGCUAAGGCAUGUGCAUCUGGUGUCCUUAAUUGGUUAUUGUGAUGAUAACAAUGAAAUGAUAUUGGUUUAUGAUUACAUGGCCCAUGGAACUCUUCGUGAUCACUUGUACAGUACUGAUAAUGCUCCCCUUCCAUGGAAGAAACGUGUUGAGAUUUGCAUUGGCGCAGCAAAAGGAUUGUAUUAUCUCCAUACAGGUACAAAGCAUACCAUUAUUCAUCGUGAUGUGAAGUCAACCAACAUUUUAUUGGAUGAUAAAUGGGUUGCUAAGGUUUCAGAUUUUGGAUUAUCCAAAAUCUGUCCAUUUGGUGGGUCAGGAAAUACCCAUGUUACGACUGCUGUGAAAGGAAGCUUUGGGUAUGUAGAUCCUGAAUACUAUAAGCGACAACAAUUAACGGAGAAAUCUGAUGUGUAUUCUUUUGGGGUGGUGUUAUUCGAAGUGUUGUGUGGUAGGCCAGCAUUAAUUCCUAGCAUGCCUCAAGGGCAAGUGAAUUUGGCUUAUUGGGCUUGUAGGUAUUGUAAAAAAGGAAAUGUUGAACAAAUAAUUGAUCCAAAUUUGGAAGGUCAAAUUGCGCCAGAGUGCUUAAACAAGUUUGCAGAAGCAGCAUAUAAUUGCUUGAGGGAUGAAGGGGUCCGAAGGCCAUCAAUGGGUGAUGUUGUCUGGAAUUUAGAAUUUGUAUUAAAGCUUCAAGAUGCAGCUGAUAAUAGAGGUCAUGAGUACAUAGGCCCUUCUUUUCCCGUAAAUCCUUCUUUUCCAUUGAUUAUUAAUGGUGAUGCUAAUGUAAGGACGAAUGAAGAUGAGAUAAGUGAAGUUGAAAGAAAACUGACAAUCAAUGGUAUAUCCAUGUCGGUCAGUAGGAGUGCCAAAUUGAACAACGUUGCCAUUUUCUCUGAGAUUGUAAAUCCAUUGGGUCGAUGA